This is a messenger RNA of Babesia bigemina, 555 nucleotides long. RefSeq lists its product as hypothetical. Bases 1 to 555 code for a protein of 184 amino acids. The record is from RefSeq and is a predicted model, not a curated record. Lineage: Eukaryota; Apicomplexa; Aconoidasida; Piroplasmida; Babesiidae. The transcript is spliced from 4 exons.
AUGGGACUGACGACGACGAUCUCAGUCCAUCUGCGUGUCGCCGAUGCUUUUCAAGAGCGCCAUCGCAAGGACAACUUGAAUGAGACAGAAUCGACGAAUAUCUGCGGGAAAAAGGUGCAAGGCGUCGCAUUUCUCACAACUGAUAAAAACAAUCCAGCAGCCAGGUGCAACGUGACAUUAUUGCUGGAAAACAAGACACUACAUGUUUUAAAGGGUAACACCGAUCUCAAGCGAUUCGUUGUCGGUGAUAUAAAGACACCUGUUCUCAUCGUGAGAGACGAAUGCUUAUCUAUACAAAACGACAUAUCGGAAGAUGUUUUGUGUUUCCCGAAUAGAUAUAGUCUAGAAAGUUGGUGGAUGGCUAUAACCAAACAGAUACUUUGCAACCACCAAGGAAAGGUGCGCAACGAAAUGUAUGGAGAAGCUACGCUGGAGGAGAUUCAUGCGGAUGUAGAGUCGUUAUAUAAGGGAGAUCAGAGGCGAGGCAUCAACAUACGGAUCGAUGGGGAUGACCCGUCUAAACUUCCUCAGAUAAAAGUACAUUACAGGGAAUGA